Messenger RNA from Calliphora vicina (urban bluebottle blowfly), 495 nucleotides. RefSeq lists its product as uncharacterized. Lineage: Eukaryota; Metazoa; Arthropoda; Insecta; Diptera; Calliphoridae. The record is from RefSeq and is a predicted model, not a curated record. Bases 1 to 495 code for a protein of 164 amino acids. The transcript has 2 exons.
AUGACUGCCAGUAGAACAAGACCACAGUCGCGGUCACGUGCUCGCCGAAGCCUUACGUUACCUAACCCACCGCAACAAAGAGCGCAGCAGCGGUUGAAUGACCUGCGUCUACGCCUGCAACAACAACAGCAGGUUAUUCAACGGCAACAACAACAACUACAGCAACGACAACAACUACAGCAACGACAACAACUACAGCAGCAACGGCGACAGCAACACCGGCAACGACAGCAACAACGGCAACGACAGCAACCACGCCAACCAUUGGUUAUACAACCCCCGAUUACCAUUGCGGAACCGGUGCCAACACCAGCCUCAACCCAGGGGCUGGUCAAUCAAAUUGUUUCGGUCCUCAGCCAGCUGACCGGGUCAACGGUUGCACCAGUGCAAGGGGGCCGGCAUGUCGAAGUCCGGUCAGGCCACCUCGAAGACGAUUUGAUCGAUCUUCAUGAUGAGCUUAUCGACUUCGAUGACGGCCUUAUCGACCUCGACUGA